AUGUCAACCCCUAGCUCCAACCCCUUCGCCGACUCCUCCAACCCCGACCCCGGCCAGCUCCGCGCCGUCGCCAUCACCGACCAUACGUACUUCUACCUCCUCUUCCGCGAGUACAACCUGCGCGAUCACAUCGACGGCACCGCCGACCUCCUCGCCUGCGACGCCGACUGGCUGGCCAUCGACGCCACCAUCAUCCGCUGGCUCUUCCUCACCGUCUCGCCGGACAUCUUCAAGACCGUCGUUCGGGAAGGCGAUGAUGCCCGCACGGUGUGGGGAAAGAUCAACGGCCUCUUCACCAAUAACAAGCUCCAACGUGUUGUCUUUUUGCAGCAGGAAUUCUUCGGCACACCCCAGGGCGAUCAAACCUUGGACGCCUACUGCCUGCGCCUCAAGGCCAUCUCCGACGAGCUCCAGGACCUUGGGUUCCAGAUUGGCGACGAGCUCCUCCUCUCCACCCUCACCGCCGGCCUCAACGAGGACCUCGGCAACGCCGCCUCCAACCUGACCCUCAUGACCAACCCUACGUUCGAGCGGGCGGUCGACUACCUCCGGCUGGAGGAACGACAGCUGAAGGGUGUGCGCACCCGGGCGGUUCACACCGCUCUAUGGGCCAGCGGCAACAGUGUUCUCCCUCAUGGCGGAGUGUGA
Lolium perenne is the source of this 648-nucleotide messenger RNA. RefSeq lists its product as uncharacterized. Lineage: Eukaryota; Viridiplantae; Streptophyta; Magnoliopsida; Poales; Poaceae. The record is from RefSeq and is a predicted model, not a curated record.